Molecule: messenger RNA, 2838 nt
Organism: Adineta steineri
Lineage: Eukaryota; Metazoa; Rotifera; Eurotatoria; Adinetida; Adinetidae
Source: the annotation of a GenBank genome assembly
AUGGGAGUUCCAGCAUUUUUUCGUUGGUUAACAAGAAAAUAUCCAGCAAUUCUUGUUAAUUGUAUUGAAGAUAAUCCUUCAACAGAUGCUCAAGGUGUUUAUCAUCCAUUAGAUGAAACAAAAUCAAAUCCAAACGGAGUUGAAUUUGAUAAUCUAUAUUUAGAUAUGAAUGGAAUUAUUCAUCCAUGUACACAUCCAGAAGAUCGUCCACCACCAAAAAAUGAAGAUGAAAUGAUGAUAUUAAUUUUUGAAUGUAUUGAUCGUUUAUUUUCUAUUGUUCGUCCACGUAAAUUACUUUAUAUGGCUAUUGAUGGUGUUGCACCACGUGCCAAAAUGAAUCAACAACGUUCAAGACGUUUUCGAGCAUCAAAAGAAUCAGUUGAUAAAGCUGAAUCAAUGGAAAAAAUUAUGAAUGAUAUACGUAAUAAUGGUGGUCUUUUACCUGAAGAUAAAAAUUCUGAAGAGAAAAGUGAACAUUUUGAUUCAAAUUGUAUAACACCAGGUACACCAUUUAUGUCAAAAUUAGCUGAAUGUCUUCGUUAUUAUAUAAGACAUCGUAUGAAUACAAAUCCAGCAUGGCGUUCUAUAAAAAUUAUUUUAUCUGAUGCAAAUGUUCCUGGUGAAGGUGAACAUAAAAUAAUGGAUUAUAUACGACGACAACGUGCACAACCCAAUCAUGAUCCAAAUACACACCAUGUUUUAUGUGGUGCUGAUGCUGAUUUAAUUAUGCUUGGAUUAGCAACACAUGAACCCUAUUUUACAAUUAUACGUGAAGAAUUUAAACCAAAUAAACCACGUCCAUGUGAGAUAUGUGGACAAAUAGGACAUCAAACUAAAGAAUGUCAAGGUAUUCCAAAAGAAAAAUUUGGUAAAAAUGAUGAAUUAGCAGCUGUACAUGCUGUCGAAACACGUUAUAUAUUUUUACGAUUAUCUGUAUUACGUGAAUAUCUUUAUCGAGAUUUAGAAAUACAUCAACAUUUAUCAUUUCAAUGGGAUCUUGAACGUGCUAUUGAUGAUUGGGUAUUUAUGUGUUUUUUUGUUGGAAAUGAUUUUUUACCACAUUUACCAUCACUUGAAAUACGUGAAAAUGCUAUUGAUCGUCUUAUAACUAUUUAUAAAAAUAAUGUACCAAAAUUUCAAGGUUAUUUAACUGAAAAUGGUAUACCAGUUAUGGAACGUGUUGGAACAAUUCUAAUAAGUAUUGGAAGAUUAGAAGAUGAAAUAUUUAUGAAAAGACAUGAAUUUGAUGAACAACAGAAACAACGUGAUCGUAAUCGUUCAAAUAAUUAUCAACCACCUAAUAAACGAUAUAGAUCUUCAACAGAUCCAUCAGGGCCUGUGCAUUUACCUGUCUGGGCAGCCGCUCCUCAACUAGAACCACAACCAAUUGGUCAAAAACCUCAAUCGAAUAUUAACAAUCCAGCUCAAGCUAAUGCACAAUUACGUCAAAUGCAACGUACUGAUCUUUCAUCAACGGAUUCUUCGGAUAAUCGAUCGAGAAAACGUACUUUUGAUGAAGUAGAACAAGAAACAACAGAUCGUCCGUCAUUUAAUCAACAAGAUUCCGUUCAAGAUGAAGAACAAGCGAAUGAUCCAAAAGAUACUGUACGACUUUGGGAAGAAGGAUGGCGUGAAAGAUAUUAUAAAAAUAAAUUUAAUGUUGAUAAGAACAAUAUCGAUGAAUUUCGUGUACAAGUUGCACAACAUUAUGCUCGAGGUCUAUGUUGGGUUCUUCAAUACUAUUAUCAAGGUGUACCAGCUUGGGAUUGGUAUUUUCCUUAUCAUUAUGCACCAUUUGCAUCUGAUUUUCUUCAACUUAAGGAUUUAUCGGUAUUUUUUGAUAAGAAAACAAAACCAUUUAAACCAUUAGAACAACUUAUGUCUGUUUUUCCAAGUCAAUCUCGAAAAUUUCUACCUAGUGAAUGGCAACCUUUAAUGACACAAAAAGAAUCUCCAAUAAUUGAUUUUUAUCCAUUAAAUUUUUGUAUUGAUCUUAAUGGUAAACAUUUUGAAUGGCAAGGUGUUGCUUUAUUACCAUUUGUUGAUGAAAAACGUUUACAUCGUACACUUGAACAUGUUUAUUCAACAUUAACAAUUGAAGAACAACAACGUAAUAAACGUGAUUAUGAUCGUUUAUAUAUUCAUUCAAGUGAUUUAUGUUAUGAUUACAUGAAAGAAUUAUAUGUUCAAGGUGGCAAUGAAGUUACAAGAAAAAAUCCACUCGAUAUGCCAACAAUGUUAAGUGGAGGUAUGGCUGGAUCUAUAUGGCCUGAUGAUGAUGAUAAAAUUAAAUCUGUUGGAGAACAAAUAAAAGCACCAUUACAAAAUUGUGAAGAAAUAAUUAAUAAUCAAGUUAUAUCUGUUAAAUAUAGAGAUUUAUUAUUUGAUGAUGAUUAUAUAUUUAAAUCGAAAUUAUUAGAAAAUGUUACACUACCAGAAUUAACAAUAAAACCACGUGAUUAUGAUCAAAUGCAACCUUAUCGACCAAAUUUAGGUUUUGCUCAGCGACCUCAAUAUCAACGUGAUUUUGCACCAGCUCAACGUUUUAUUCGUCAUUCAAUGGGUUCACAACAACAGCAACAUUAUGAACCAGGUGGUUUUAUUCCUCCACGUCAGUCAGGUGGAUAUUAUAAUGAACGACAAUCAAAUGAUAAUUUCCGUCCUCGACAACCCUAUGAUAAUUAUCGUCCUCGACAAUCUUAUGAUAAUUAUCGUCCACGAAAUCCAAAUGAUAAUUAUCGACCACGUUAUCAAAAUGAUGGUUUUCGUCCACGACAACCAGGUGGUUAUUAUCCACCACGUCAUCAAAAUCAAUAUAAUUCAUACAGACCGAAUUAG